GGCAGUCAGAUUGGUGAGCAGCUUCCUCGGGAUCCCAGCGUCCAAUUAGAAUGGACGAGCUCAGCCAGUGUGGAUACUAAACCUCUGCCCAGUCAGAAACGAGUGGAAAGAAACGCGAGCGAUAGGAGGCAAACAAUGCUCCUGCUCAUCUAUCUGCACUGAUUUGAACUGGGAUUUAUCCUUUUCCUUUUUUCCUUUAAAAAUCGGUAUUCCAAGUGAGAAGACCACUGCCGGGAUCAAGUCCACGCAAGCAGGGAAACGGUUUUGUCUCUGAAGGUCUACCGUAAAAACCGCCAUGGUCAUCUCGUGGCUCUCCUGCCUCGCCCUCAUCAUCGGGACCCUCGUCCCUCGGCCGUGCGUUGGUUGCCCGUCCGGCUGUCGCUGCUACAGCCUAACAGUGGAGUGCGGAUCUCUAGGGAUCAAAGAAAUCCCGCAUGGCGUCCCCUCUGUAACCGAGACCAUUUUCCUCCAGGACAACGCUAUAGUGCAGAUCCGUCUUCAGGACCUGACUCGCCUUGGCAGCCUUCAUUACCUCUACCUUCAGAAUAAUAGCAUCUCAGCCCUGGAGCCGGGGGCGUUCCUCAGCCAGGGGCAGCUGCUGGAGCUGGCCCUCAACGGCAACCUCAUCCACCUGGUCACUCCGGACAUGUUUCGGGGUCUGGAGCACCUCCGGAUCCUGUACCUCGCCGGGAAUCAGAUCAGUAAAGUGCAGGACUACACCUUCAGGGGACUGCAGCGUCUGCAGGAGCUUCACCUGCAGGAGAACAGCAUAGAGCUGCUGGCUGAGCAGGCUCUGUCUGGCUUGUCAUCUCUGGCUCUGUUGGACCUCAGCAGAAAUCACCUCCGCACCCUGGGGGCUUCGUCACUCAAACCGCUUGUUAGCCUGCAGGUGCUCCGUGUCACAGAAAACCCAUGGCGCUGUGAUUGCGCUCUCGGCUGGCUGAGAACCUGGAUCAGCGAAGACGGACAGCGUCUUCUGAGCUCUGCCGAACAGCGGCGGCUGAUGUGCUCUGAACCUCCUCGCCUCUCCCACCUCAGCCUGGUGGAGGUGGCUCCCAACAGUCUGGUCUGCAUCCCACCUGUAGUGCAGCUGGAGCCAAGCCACCUGACUGUGCGAUUAGGGGAGAGCCUCCGAGUCUCCUGCCAGGCCUCAGGAUACCCUCAGCCCCAAGUGACCUGGAAGAAAGCCUCCCAUGGCAAGGCCCAGUUAUCACCUCGAGGCCUGGUUCAGGAGCUGGGACCCAAUGGGGAACUCUUCAGGCCUGGAGCUGGAGGAGUGGUUACAGCCUUGCCCAGCAGUGGAGGGAUCAAGAUUGGAGGUGUUGGAGGAAUCCAGGGGCUUGUGCGUGGGACCGAGGAGGGCGGCGAGAGGGACAGCUUUGAUCCGGACAUGGGCAGCGGCAUGCUGUUCCUCAGCAACGUGACUGUUGCACAUGCUGGGCGUUACGAGUGUGAAGCCUGGAACCCCGGUGGUGUAGCCAAAGUCACCUUUCAUCUGGCUGUCAACAUGUCUUCUUCUUCAUAUUCAUCCCAGUUCUGGCCACGUUUGAACAUGCAAUCCGUUGUUUCCUCUUCAUCUAGCUCCUUCUUUCAGCCAGAGGUUCUGGACGUUAGCCAGGAGCUGCUCUAUGAACAGGACAGCAUGGACUUCUAUGCUCUUGGCCCUGCUACGCAGACCGCCAUUGCUGUUGGUAUCUCCUUGCUGGCACUAACUGCCGUUCUCCUGUUGAUAAUGAUCUACACUCGUCACCAGCAGUUCCGCAAAGAAGAAGGAGGGUCCUACUGUACCAGCAAGGAAGAGAGCAUCCUCUAUGUGAACGACUAUUCUGACGGACCCACCACGUUUGCGCAGCUCGAAGAGUACCGCGACGACCACGGCCACGAGAUGUAUGUUCUCAACAGAACCAAGCCUGUCAUUGGCUCCACUUCAUCCAGGUGUCCCAUGAUGAGCGGGUUUGUCCAGCAGAAGGGUAUGAAAGAGGCUCUCCUGGACCACGAAAUGGUGCAGACACUGACCAGAUCAGGGGGGAUGGGGCUUCGCAAAAACCCCGCGGACGGAAAUGAGGGACCCCUUACAGCAGACCCUGAGGAGCUCUUCCUCAGUCAAAGUCUACUCUUCGGAUCACAGGUUGCUUAUGAAAUCCAUUGCUAAAGGGUUUAAUAAUGUUCAAAUAUGAACCAAUAUGUUGAUGGACUUGAAUAAAGACAUAAAGGACCUUGGUGCAAUGAUUUGAAGCAUUGGAUUAUUAUGUGGUAUCAGUUAGUGGUUGUUGAGGGGAACCUGGAUCACAAUCAGCAUCUCAGAGAAUCUCAUCUGAUUGAUUGUAUUACACUAAUGGCGAAUUUCCACUACAGCGCGGAGCUCGCUUUAAGCGUGCCGUGCCCGGCCCGUUUUUGGUUGAGUUUACACUUAGCGUAGUACCGGCUAGCGGGUAAUAUUUCAUCGUUUUUCUGGCCCCAUAAAAUCGAGGUUCUUUCCGGGCCAACAACCAGGAUGAGUCGGGCUGAGUAUGCUAAACUAGAGAGAGAAUCGCUGGCAAGGGGGCUAC
Messenger RNA from Gymnodraco acuticeps, 2549 nucleotides. RefSeq names its product leucine rich repeat containing 24 (gene lrrc24). Gene Ontology annotation, molecular function: protein binding. The transcript is spliced from 5 exons. The coding region runs from base 296 to 2152 and encodes 618 amino acids. The record is from RefSeq and is a predicted model, not a curated record. NCBI's taxonomy places the organism in Eukaryota, Metazoa, Chordata, Actinopteri, Perciformes, Bathydraconidae.